Lotus japonicus is the source of this 1267-nucleotide messenger RNA. RefSeq names its product superoxide dismutase [Fe], chloroplastic. The record is from RefSeq and is a predicted model, not a curated record. Gene Ontology annotation, cellular component: chloroplast nucleoid. The coding region runs from base 87 to 1022 and encodes 311 amino acids. Gene Ontology annotation, molecular function: metal ion binding; superoxide dismutase activity. Gene Ontology annotation, biological process: superoxide metabolic process. The transcript has 9 exons. NCBI's taxonomy places the organism in Eukaryota, Viridiplantae, Streptophyta, Magnoliopsida, Fabales, Fabaceae.
CAAACACUUGUACUGCAGUACUACCUCACUCAGCUCAAUCACUUCACUUGGCUUGGAAGCUGAAGCUGAAGCUGAGUAUCCCUGAGAUGAAGUUGCUAUCGCCAUCCACUUCCACUACUUGUUACCUUUCAUCAUCACCUUCCGCGUUUCUUCCCCGCCACUCUCAUGGGUUCCAGAAUUUGGGUUCUGCUGGCACCUUCAAAUUCUCUAAGAAACAGAGAAGAUGCGUAAGGAAAGCUGGACCUACUGAAAUCAGUGCAAAGUUUGAGCUGAAGCCACCACCAUAUCCAAUGAAUGCUUUGGAGCCAAUUAUGAGCCAGGAGACAUUUAAUUACCAUUGGGGGAAACACCACAGGGCUUAUGUAGAUAAUCUGAACAAACAAAUUGAGGGAACAGAUCUAGAUGGGAAGUCACUGGAGGAACUUAUAGUUAUUGCAUACAAUAAGGGUGACAUGCUUCCAUCUUUCAACAAUGCUGCACAGGCAUGGAACCAUGAAUUCUUCUGGGACUCCAUGAAACCUGGCGGUGGUGGAAAGCCAUCUGGGGAUCUUCUAAAACUGAUUGAAAGAGACUUCGGUUCAUUUGAAAAAUUUGUUGAUGAGUUCAAGACUGCUGCUGCAACUCAAUUUGGUUCAGGAUGGGCUUGGCUUGCAUAUAAAGAAAACAGACUUGAUGUUGGAAAUGCAAUAAAUCCUCUUGCUUCUGAUGAGGACAAAAAGCUUGUUGUGGUGAAGACUCCCAAUGCUGUAAACCCCCUUGUUUGGGGCUACUAUCCACUCCUUACCAUUGAUGUCUGGGAGCAUGCUUACUACCUUGACUAUCAGAAUCGGCGCCCUGAUUUUAUAUCAGUGUUCAUAGAUAAGCUUGUGUCUUGGGAAGCAGUGAGCUCAAGACUUGAGCAAGCUAAGGCUAUAGUUGCAGAGAAGGAGAGAGAGGAUGAGAGGAGAAGAACAGAGGAAGAAGAGAAAUCGACAAUAAGGGAAACUCCUCAUGAGAUAUUUCCAGAUAAUGAUUCUGACUAGAAUGCAAAAUGAGUGUGCUUAUUUAGUCUAGCAUCAGUUCAAAAUGAGAGGUUCAAUCACAUCAAGUUGCAAAUUUUGUUCUAUGGUCGAUAUCCUAAAUUUUGUUCAAUAAUGUCAUUAGUUUCGUUAUUCAUGUAAUGAAAUAAUGACAAUUUCCUAGUGAGUUUUGUUUAUAGGGCAUUGCUCCGGUACCCAUUGAAAAUAAGAGGGUAUAGUACCCUUUAGUUCACUUUUUACCAUACAAA